AUGAUUGUAUAUUCACUACUUCUUCUAAUUCUCUACGAUUUUUUUCCGAAAACUGAAACUUUCGGUACUGUAUGUAUUGGAUUAUGUCACUGUGUGGGGGAUGUCGUCGAUUGUUCCUCAUUGGACCUGCCGGACAUUCCGAACUCGAUUCCAAAUAAUACGAGGAUACUUCUGCUAUCGGAUAAUGAAAUUGAGACGAUUGACAAGACGAGGCUGAAAGGAUUUUAUUUUCUGCAGACCCUAGACCUAUCCAACAACAUAAUCCGUCACAUCGACUCGGACUUUUUCCUCAAUUUGCCCAAUCUACGUGUACUAAAUCUCCGCAAAAACCGACUACCUCGAAUACCACAUGGAAGCCAUCAGUUGGACCAUUUGGAGAAAUUGGAUUUACGGUCCAAUCUAAUCUCCCAAAUAUCCUCUGAAGAGCUCAGCCAUCUCGCCGCCAUUCGUUCUGUAGAUCUUUCGAGAAAUCUCAUUUCCUACUUGCCAAAACCAGUUACCUCGAAUAAAGUGAAUAUUGAGAAGUUAGAUCUUGCCUCCAACUCCAUCACAGAUAUCGGAUCAGAGUCAUUUUCCAUUUUUUCAAGUCUCAUCUCACUAAAAUUAGCCAGAAACCAUAUCACAAGCCUAAGGCAGUUCUCCUUCUCACGCUUACGAAAAUUGGAGUCUAUCGAUUUAACACGGAAUAUGAUUCGAGAAGUCAGAUUUCUGGCGUUCAACCAGUUACCGUCGCUGAAAAAUGUUAGUUUGGCGAAAAAUGAUGUGUACCGACUGGAUGAUGGCAUGUUUUACGCUUGUGAGGGGUUGAGCCGACUCAAUUUAUCAACGAAUCGAGUGCAAUCAGUGACAGAAGGAUGGAUGUUCGGAUUGACUAGUUUGGAAGUGUUAGACCUCUCCUACAACCAAAUUCAAUCAUUCCACACCAGCUCGUGGAGUCACACACCAAAACUCAAAUGGCUCUCACUUCACUCCAAUCGGAUACAAUCCUUGCCAUCCGGGUCAUUUCGAGCGUUGAGGCAAUUGGAAGAGUUAAUCUUAUCAGCUAAUUCAAUAGACAGUCUUCAUAAGUUUGCGUUGAUCGGGAUGGAUAAUUUGCAUAAAUUGGACCUCUCCUCGAACACCCUUGCCGUCUGCGUAGAAGACGGUGCAGUGCUAUACAACACCUCCAUGCCGUUCCUAAGAUCUUUGAGAUUUACCAAUAAUCAAUUGCGAGUUAUCCCAAAAAGAGCGUUUGAACGAUUUCCAGCACUGGAAGAGUUGGAUUUAACGGACAAUCCGAUAGCAACAAUUCAUCCGGAAGCGUUUGAGCCAUUGGAGCUGAAAAAGUUAACAAUGAACUCGUCAUCCAUCCUCUGUGACUGUCAAAUCUCUUGGCUUGCCACGUGGAUCUACCGGUUGAAGUUAGACAGGUCGACCAUCACCGCCAAAUGUUCCUACCCACCACCGCUAGCCGACCUGGAUGUCAUCGCAAUAGACACGGCGAAUCUGACGUGUCACGACGACUCGCCACGUGCCAAGAUAGUCAGACAACCGGUAGAAGUGAGAGCACUAAUCGGGGAGCAAGCCAAGUUCAUGUGCAAUGUUUAUGGAGCAAGUCCGUUGAGCAUUGAGUGGAGGGUGAUGGAAAAUGGGCAGCCGAGGGUGUUGGUGCAGGAUUCGGCCACGUUUUUGAGUGUUAAUACAACGGCAGUUGUAAACGGAACACUCGACGGACGCGAGUUGGCCGCGGCGGAGUUGGUGCUAGACAACGUAGCAAUGACAGACAACUCGGAAUAUCAAUGUGUGGCCAGAAAUCGGUUUGGGUCGGAUUUUUCGAGCCAUGUCAAACUUUUGGUCCACCAACCACCCAAAUUCACCUACAUCCCAUCGGACAUGUCCAUCCUUGUCGGUCAGAACGCCAAAUUCCUGUGUGCCGCCGGCGGAACACCCCGUCCCGAAGUGAAAUGGGCGUUCGAAAGAAUUCCAUUCCCGGCGGCAGAAGCUCGAAGGCUCUACGUCACUCAGAACGAUGAUCAUAUCUAUGUGAUGAAUGUGACGAUGGAGGAUCAGGGAGUGUAUACUUGUCACGCGACGAAUAUCGCAGGACAAGUGCAAGCAAGUGCCAAAUUGAGGGUUUUUGACAACAAGUUCCACCACCCGGACUCUCCCGACUCCAAGACCAUCAAAAAAGGCUCCCCGAUUAAAAUCGACUGUUCCGUCGACCUCCAGCCAGAGCACCAACGGAUCGUGUGGAAGCACGACCAUCAAGUAAUCCUGUUCGCGAAGAGAGCCCGUUUCUCAAAACACCAACAACUGCUUACCGUAACCCAGACGACGUUCUCCGAUUCGGGAGAAUACUCGUGCGAAUUAUGGGUUGACGACUCGAUGUUGAUGAGGAAGGUGAUGAAUGUCAGGGUGCUCAGUGAGACUGAAUAUGACUCCACGGAAGGCUCCCUGACCCAACGUGCCCAUGAGAUCCGUGCAAUGGCAGCGAAAUGGGCGGAGAAUAUCAAAUCGUCGGCAGGCAACGGAUUCUAUCUGAUGGUCUCGUGUAGUGCUUUUGGAUUUAUGAUCCUCGGCGUGUUCUGCUCCAUCUCCGUCUGCCUUAUCAAAUAUUCCUGCCAACGACAUCCGAAAUCUGAUCCCAUCAAACCAGUUUAUGUAUAG
This is a messenger RNA of Caenorhabditis remanei, 2646 nucleotides long. RefSeq lists its product as uncharacterized. Bases 1 to 2646 code for a protein of 881 amino acids. NCBI's taxonomy places the organism in Eukaryota, Metazoa, Nematoda, Chromadorea, Rhabditida, Rhabditidae. Gene Ontology annotation, cellular component: plasma membrane. The transcript has 14 exons. The record is from RefSeq and is a predicted model, not a curated record. Gene Ontology annotation, molecular function: protein binding.